Botrytis sinoallii is the source of this 1050-nucleotide messenger RNA. RefSeq lists its product as uncharacterized. Bases 1 to 1050 code for a protein of 349 amino acids. NCBI's taxonomy places the organism in Eukaryota, Fungi, Ascomycota, Leotiomycetes, Helotiales, Sclerotiniaceae. The record is from RefSeq and is a predicted model, not a curated record. The transcript is spliced from 2 exons.
AUGUCUUCACUACCUCCGAAAGCAAGUGAUCCGGAAUUUCAAAGUACAGAAUCGAUGCCAGCAUUUGGCUUGCUUCCUACCGAAAUCCAUCUGCGUAUCUUUGCGCAUUACUGGUCUUUCGGAAGUCUCAAGUUUGAGAACGCAGUAGAAAGGCGUGUGAUGGAUGUGACGGAUGAACGUUAUGAUAGGGUUAAGUCCGACGAUGUUCGGAGUGAGAUGGCUCUCCUUUACGUCAACAAAAAGAUACACGACAGGUUUGAAGACUUUAUCUAUGGCCAAGCUAGGCUUCGACUUCGUUUCUGUAUCGUGCACGUAUUUAAGCCUGAGCUCAGAUCAUGGUUGGGGGAACCCUGGAAGAAUAUGUGGCCGCCUAGUAUGCUCGUCGACGACGUAGAAACGGUCCUACGCACGUAUUUACCACUCUUGAGGCGAGUCCGAGACGUCCGAAUCCAUAUUGAAUUCCCAUACCACAAAACAGAGGUUCCAAUCAAAAAGCAGCAACAUUAUAAACUUGGACAACUCAGAAAAUUGACUGAGGUCAUCACGACUUCGUUCCCAAGUCUGGAAUUGCCAGGCAUAGGCAGAUUAGAGGUAGGCUUGCAUGCUAAUAAUUCGUCUUCGGAAGAUCUCGAGGCGCUGAUGCCUAUCUUCCACAUGAAUGUUGCUCACAAGGAGUUAUUUGAACUAGGGUAUAAAGAGAGGACAAACUUUACAAUCGGUAGGAGGGAUCGCGAGGAUCAUCGAAUGAAUUUCGAGAACGCAAGAGGUAGAUAUUACAUGUCGAUUGGUAAAAUCGUUCCUUUUAUUGAACCAACUUUGGAUAAGUCGUGUGAAGACGUCCAAAACAAUAGACAUGAUUCUUCCAUCGAUAGCAAUAUUCCAUUCAACGGAAAGGACGAGGUGCUUUCCUGGACCAGGUGCAGAGUUUGGGAGCAAGUCGUAUAUUCAGGUUACUGGAAUAAACGUGCCAGAGAUCGUCGCGAGAAGGCACUAUUUCGUGUAUUUGGAACUGGCAAUUUUCCAUUGUCAUUGGCGCAAAGAUCUAGAUGA